AUUCACACAGUAACCACAUCAGUAAAUAGACAAGCCAACAACAACAAUGAAGAACUUCUAUUUGGUUUUUACAAUUUUCUUGGCCUUUGUGGUUUUAACCACUGCAGCGGUAGUGCCUUCAGAUGUUUCUACGGAUGGUUCCAUGUUUGAAUCAUUAAGGCGUGGGAAUUGCAACCUGAACGCCUGUCACCGUUUUUGCAGGCGUCUUAAAUUUCCUGGAGGUGUUUGUAUAAACAACAGAUGCAAGUGUGAUAAUUGGGAAGCCCUCGACUUUGAGCUGGGACAUGAGAGAAUGAAACGCGAGGACUGUGAUUUCAACGCCUGCCACAGCCUUUGCCGGCGAUUAAAAUUUCCCGGAGGCGCCUGUGUUAGAAAUAAAUGCAAAUGUGACAACUUUUGAAAUGAUAAUGUAAAAUUUCCAAUAAUCUAUGUAAAAUAUAAAAUCUUUAAGCAACAUAUAUGUCUUGUUUUAGGACUUUAUAGCUUAAAUUCAGUAAGAUGAAAAUAUCUGAAUAAUUAUUUAGUUACUCAAAAGCUGAAACAAAAAAAUUGUGACUGACUUCAUUUUUUUUACAUAAAAAGAUUUCUUGUUGCGUCGUUGGUAUAUGCAAACAAAAAAAUAUUGUACCUAUAUAUAAUUAUCUCAAUCUCAAUAACAACCAAAAUGUGAAAUUAAGGAGAUUUAAAAAUAUUGAAUAGUUAAAUCAGAUAUAACUUAAGCUACAGUCUAUCGAUCACUCUACUAAUAGUCCACAACACAAACAGACGAUAGUUUUGUCACAUUUCCAAUAUAAACGUAUGUAUUUGAAUAAUCAUAAUAGUCGUUUUAACUUUGAAAAAUAACAAUCAAAUAAAUUAUUGAAGCAAAAUAUUAAGAUAGUCAUUUCCUUCAAACAAAACCAACAUAUGUUGUCAAGUAUUUUUCAAUUUAUGUUUUUAUAUAUAUAAUAUAAUUCUUAAUUUGAACACACUGAUAUAGGCGAAAAACAAUCGUUUUGCAAAGCUCUAUUUUGACAGUUUACUGUCUAAAAAUAUAUAAUAUAAGUAUACCACUUAAGAGUAUAGUCGUGUUGAUUAUAGUCGUGCUUGAUUAUUAUAAAUAUUAUUGUACAAUUGUCACUGAGGUUAUCUGUCUGAUUCUCAAUUACGCGUAACACGUUUUUCUAUAAACAUUGCUCUUAUCUUUAUAUACAACAAAUCAGUUGUUUCCCUGACAGUCAGUAAAUAAGUUGUAUAAGCAUAAAGUAAAAUUUUAAAUAAUAAUUAUAAAAGAAUAUUGUUAUAUGUAAAAAAAAUUACAAUGAAGAAUUCUAUUCUUAUUUUAACAGUUUUAUUGUUGUUUGGGUCUUUUACAAAACAAGCCGCAGUACCUACAGGAACCUUAUUUUCAGUGGAAUCUAUCAACUCUGGACCAGUACAUCAAAGAUUAAAACGCGAUUACUGUGAACCCGACAUCUGCAACUGUAUUUGCCAACGACUCGAAUAUACCAGAGGUGCAUGUGUCAAUAAUGAAUGCAAAUGCGAUGAUGUCUAAUUCGUAAAAUCAAAGAAUGUUUGCGAAAAACAUAAAAACCAACAUGGCCUAUACAUUUAAAAACCGUCUUAUAAUUUAUUUCGCAAAUAUUUCAUGAUUUUUUACCUUAAUAGUACCGUAUUUCAAUAAAAAGACAACGUUU
This is a messenger RNA of Danaus plexippus (monarch butterfly), 1676 nucleotides long. RefSeq lists its product as uncharacterized. The transcript has 4 exons. NCBI's taxonomy places the organism in Eukaryota, Metazoa, Arthropoda, Insecta, Lepidoptera, Nymphalidae. The record is from RefSeq and is a predicted model, not a curated record. The coding region runs from base 47 to 400 and encodes 117 amino acids.